This is a messenger RNA of Linderina pennispora, 1050 nucleotides long. RefSeq names its product cyclin-like protein. Gene Ontology annotation, cellular component: transcription factor TFIIK complex; nucleus. NCBI's taxonomy places the organism in Eukaryota, Fungi, Kickxellomycota, Kickxellomycetes, Kickxellales, Kickxellaceae. The record is from RefSeq and is a predicted model, not a curated record. Bases 30 to 974 code for a protein of 314 amino acids. Gene Ontology annotation, molecular function: cyclin-dependent protein serine/threonine kinase regulator activity. Gene Ontology annotation, biological process: regulation of transcription by RNA polymerase II; regulation of cyclin-dependent protein serine/threonine kinase activity. The transcript has a single exon.
UACAACAUACAUCACCUCUAUUCUCUAGGAUGUCUGAUAAGCGCGAGCUCUUUGAACAGUCAUCACAGUUCCGGCACUGGCGCUACACGCCCAGCUCGCUGAGCGCCCUGCGUGCUGCCAACAAUCAGCAGGGAAUCGCGCGCGUGCGCCAGAGCCUGCUCGCCGAAUCAUCGCUCGAUGGCAAUUCGGCACGCACCGCCGAGGCCGAAAACAACAUGCUGACGCCAGCGGAUGAGCUUGGUCUGAUAAACUACUACCUGCAAAAGAUCCGCGACUAUGCGACGGUCUACAAGUUCAACAGCACGGUCAAGGCCACCGCAAUCACAUUCAUGAAGCGGUUCUACCUGCACAACGUCGUGUUUGACUACCCGCCAAAAGGCAUCAUGCUAGCAUGCCUGUACCUGGCGACCAAGGUUGAAAACUCGUUUGUCAAGAUUGAUGAUUUCACAAAGCCGCUGGCGCGCACAAAAGUGACCAACAGCGAUGUGCUCGAUUACGAGUUUGUUGUGACGCAGAGCUUGCAGUUCGAUCUGGCGGUGCACCACCCGUAUCGGCCGGCGUAUGGAUUCUUCUUGGAUAUGCAGACAUAUGUGGAGGACAUCACAGUGUUGCAAAAGACAUACGAGCUGGCGCAGAAAUACAUUGACCAGGCUGUGUUCACUGACCUGGUGUUUUAUUACCAGCCGGCCCAGAUUGCCUUGGGCGCGAUCAAAUUGGCAGCAGUCGAGACGCGGUGCGAUGUUGACCAGUACUUGACAUCGCAGUUCGAUGCAAGGGCCCUGGAGAGCCUGUAUCCAAUUUUGGAUAACGUGCAGGAGGAGAUCCGAAAGUACCAGCCGGUAUCGAUGAAGGAGGCCCAGGUCAUUGACCGCAAGCUGAUUCUUUGCAGAAACCCAGAGAAAAAUCCGAGCAGCAGCCUCUAUAAAAGCAAGAACCCAGAGGUGCCGUAUGUGUCUGACUCUGACUCUGACUAGGACAUGCAUGGGCGAGUUACAUGCCAUGAUAAUUGUUAACUUGGGGAAUGAGUGGUUAUCGAAUAUAUGGAAAAAU